UGGGCCUCCAUUAUUUGUAACUAGCUCUAGGAAAAAAAAUCCAUAGAGGGAGGAUCGGGCUGAGCCUUGGAUGCAGAUAUUGUGCGGCUCAUGCGGUGCUGCAGGCGCUCCCCGGCGUGAAAUAUUUAUCUAUGAGGAUUGGAGAAACACUAGAGAAAAGACUAUAUUGACACCGGUACAGAUCACAUUCUGCACACUACAUCAUAAAUACAUUCCAACAUGUUCAACUUAAUGAAAAAAGAUAAGGACAGAGAUGGAGUCAGAAAGGACAAAAAGAAAGAAAAGAAGGAGAGAAUGUCUGCAGCGGAGCUAAAGAGCCUGGAGGAGAUGAGCAUGAGAAGAGGCUUUUUUAACCUUAAUCGUUCCUCAAAGAGGGACUCCAAGACCAAACUGGAAAUAUCUAAUCCUAUACCUAUUAAGGUAGCUAGUAGCUCUGAACUUAACCUCACCGACAUUGAGUCAGACAAUGUCAGCAAUAGAGGAAGCAUCUUCUAUGACUCUGGACACCUCAGUACUGCCAGCUCCAGCGAUGACUUGAAGAUUGAGGAGAACAACUUUAAAGGUAGUGUUCUCCAGCGAGCUGCUAAGUUUGGGUCUUUGGCCAAGCAGAAUUCUACUGGAGUGGCUCAAAUGGUCAAACGAUUCUCCUUCUCCCAGAAGAGCAAAGAUGAGAGUCAGUCUGAAACCUCUACCCCAUCUGAAAACUCUGCUGCUCCUUCACCACAGGUUGAAAUCAGAGCUUUUGAAACCCAACUCAAUACAUACUCUGUGCCUUCAGUGCAGGUUAUACCACCAAGCAAUAAUCAACCUGUUGUCAAAAUUCCAGAACUAGUAGCGAAGACCUUUCCAGCUGAUCUGCGGUUACCUUCUGUGCUUCCACCUCAGGCACCUGUGCCAAGAGAAUUGGUGCUACAGAGGAGAAACACUGGAGACUUUGGCUUCUCAUUACGUAGGACAACCAUGUUGGAUAGGGCUUCUGAUGGACAAGUAUAUAGAAGGGUUGUCCACUUUGCAGAACCUGGUGCUGGCACUAAAGAUCUUGCCUUGGGAUUGGUUCCAGGUGACCGACUGGUAGAAAUCAAUGGACGUAAUGUGGAGAAUAAAUCUCGUGAUGAAAUUGUAGAGAUGAUCCGCCAGUCUGGAGAUACAGUAAGGCUAAAGGUUCAGCCCAUCCCUGAACUGAGUGAACUAAGUAGAAGCUGGUUAAGGAGUAGUAAAGGACUACGAAAAGAGGCUUAUGAUGCUACAAGUCCUGUAUCCCAGCAGACCGCGCCAGAGGAAGCCCAGAAACGUCUGGAGAGGAUCUUCAUGGCAUCUCUGGAACCAGCAGCCUCUUCUUCCUCUGCACUGAGCCAGUCGGCCUUUCAGGGUCCCACUGAAGAAGCCUCAGCUUUGUCUCUGAGCUCGCCCAAUGCUCUGCCUCAGGCCAAGACCGAGGAGCAGAUCUCUGCAGAGCAGAAUUGGUAUGAGACUGAGAAGGUGUGGCUGGUUCACAAAGAUGGAUUCUCUCUGGCGAAUAAGCUGAAUUCAGAAAACGGCAAUCUACCUGAAGGAAAAGUGAAAAUUCGACUGGAGAAUGAUGGGACUCUACUGGACGUGGAUGAGGAUGAUGUGGAAAAAGCGAACCCACCGUCUCAUGAUCGGGUGGAAGACUUGGCUUCACUAGUUUAUCUGAAUGAAUCCAGCGUACUGCACACACUGCGACAACGAUAUGGAGGGAACUUGCUUCACACGUUUGCCGGACCAGCUAUGGUUAUUAUGAAUCCCAUGAGUUCUCCUUCUAUAUAUUCUGAGAAGGUGAUGCACAUGUUCAAAGGAUGUCGCAGAGAAGACACAUCCCCUCACAUAUAUGGCGUGGCCCAGGCUGCAUACUGGAAUAUGCUCAUGACUCGGCAGGAUCAGUCAAUCGUCUUAUUGGGUAGCAGUGGUUCCGGCAAAACUACAAGCUGCCAGCAUGUUAUCCAGUACCUGGCCACAGUGUCUGGUAGCACAGGAAAGAUCUUUUCAGCUGAAAAAUGGCAAGCUGUAUAUACCAUCCUGGAAGCCUUUGGCAAUAGUGGCUCAAGUCUGAAUGGAAAUUCCACACGGUUCUCGCAAAUCAUUUCAUUGGACUUUGACCAGGCUGGGCAGGUGGCUUCAGCAACUAUACAGACUAUGCUUUUGGAGAAACUCAGAGUGGCUAGACGUCCAGAAAAUGAAGCAACAUUUAAUGUCUUUUACUACCUCUUGGCCGGUGCAGACAGCACACUCCGGACAGAGCUUCAUCUCAACCACUUGGCAGAAAACAAUGUGUUUGGCAUUACGUCAAAGGGCGAAGACAAGCAGAAGUCAGCACAGCUGUUCAGCAAACUGCAGGCAGCUAUGAAAAUCCUGGGCAUCUCCACUGAGGAGCAAAAGGCUUUUUGGUUAAUACUUGGAGCAAUUUACCACCUGGGAUCUGCUGGAGCCACCAAAGAAGCAGAUGAAGCUGGCAGAAAGCAGUUUGCCCGGCACGAGUGGGCACAGAAAGCUGCAUAUCUCCUGGGCUGCUCUUUGGAAGAACUUUCCUCAUCAAUAUUCAAGCACCAACCUAAAACCAGUGGCCUGCAGAAAUCGACCUCCUUCCGUCAAGGACUGGAUGAUGCAAGCCAAGGAGAUGGACCAGGUUCAAAGUUGUCUGCUUUGGAGUGCUUGGAAGGGAUGGCCUCCGGAUUGUACUCUGAGGUGUUUACACUGCUCAUCUCGCUGCUAAACAGAGCCUUGAAAUCCAGCCAGCAUUCCCUUUGCUCCAUCAUGAUUGUAGACACCCCAGGCUUCCAGAACCCAGAGCUGGUCAAACAGGGACGCGGUGCUACUUUUGAGGAGCUUUGUCACAACUAUGCACAGGAGAGGCUACAAGCACUGUUUCAUGAGAAGACUUUUGCCCAGGAACUUGAGAGAUACAAGGAGGAAAAUAUAGAGCUUGCUUUAGAUGAAAUUGAGUCCAGUACAUCUGGCUCAGUAGCUGCUGUAGACCAAGCGUCGCAUCAAACACUGGUAAGGACCCUUGCGAGGACUGACGAGGCCAGAGGUCUUUUGUGGUUACUGGAAGAAGAAGCAUUGCAGCCUGGUGGCAAUGAGAACAGCCUUUUGGAACGACUGUUUACUUACUAUGGACCUCAGGAAGGAGAAGAGAGUGGUAAGAAACCAUUACUGCGAAGCAAUAAAGAACAUCACUUCAUGCUGGGGCACUCCUAUGGCACGAACUGGGUGGAAUAUGACGCAACCGGAUGGUUAAACUAUGUCAAACAAAACCCAGCCUCUCAAAAUGCUUCUAGUUUGUUGCAAGAUUCCCAGAAGAAAAUAAUUAGCAGCUUAUUUGCUGGCAGAGCGGGCACAGCGACCGUCUUGUCGGGUUCAGUAGCUGGCCUGGAGGGGGGGUCCCAGCUGGCCCUCCGCAGAGCAACCAGCAUGCGAAAGACAUUUACGACUGGCGUGGCAGCUGUGAAGAAGAAGUCACUGUGUAUUCAAAUUAAACUUCAAGUAGAUGCUCUGAUUGAUACCAUCAAGAAGUCCAAAAUUCACUUUGUCUACUGCUUUCUGCCUAAAGCUGAGUCAUUUACCAGUGGGGCUCGGCUGGUACCAGCUGCACGAGUUGGCUCCAGUGAGUCAGAUCUGUCAGGUGAACGUUGUGAUGCAGAGCUUAUGCAAGUCGACGUCCCUCUGUUGCGAGCUCAGGUCCGAGGGUCCCGCGUUCUGGAUGCUCUUCGCAUGUAUAGACAAGGUUAUCCUGAUCACAUGGUCUUUUGUGAAUUCCGGAGACAGUUUGAUGUCUUAGUUCCUCACCUUACAAAGAAACAUGGUCGCAACUAUAUUGUCACAGAUGAAAAGAGGGCUGUAGAAGAACUUCUAGAAUCCCUGGAUCUGGAGAAGAGCAGUUAUCAUAUGGGUUUGAGCCGGGUUUUCUUCCGAGCAGGCACAUUAACAAAACUUGAAGAACAGAGGGAUGAGCAGACCCGUAAGAACCUCAUAUUCUUCCAGGCCGCGUGCAGAGGUUACCUGGCCCGCCAACAGUUCAAAAAGAGAAAGAUCCAAGAGCUUGCUAUUCGCUGCAUCCAGAAAAACAUCAAGAAGAACAAAGGUGUAAAAGGCUGGCUGUGGUGGAAACUGUUCACUACUGUCCGACCCCUGAUACAGGUGCAGCUCACAGAAGACCAAAUCCGGGGCAAAGACGAGGAGAUACAACAAUUGAAAAGCCGGUUGGAAAAAGUGGAGAAAGAGAGGAAUGAGCAGCGACUGAGCAACGACCGCUUGGAUAGCAGGAUCACAGAACUGAAUUCUGAGCUCACAGACGAGAGAAACACAGGAGAAUCUGCCUCCCAGCUACUGGAGUCAGAGACUGCUGAGAGGCUGCGUGUUGAGAAGGACAUGAAGGAUCUGCAGGCCAAAUAUGAAGCCCUUAAAAAGCAGAUGGAGUCCAUGGAAGUGGAGGUAAUGGAGGCCAGACUGAUUCGUGCAGCAGAGCUAAAUGGAGAGAUGGAUGAUGAUGAUUCUGGAGGAGAAUGGCGGCUGAAGUAUGAGCGAUCUAUACGUGAGAUUGACUUCACAAAGAAGCGGAUGCAGCAGGAGUUUGAGGAUAAGCUGGAAGUGGAGCAGCAGAGCAAGAGGCAGCUGGAACGCAGACUUACAGAUCUGCAGGCAGAUAAUGACGAGUCACAGAGAACGCUGCAGCAGCUGAAAAAGAAGUGCCAGAGGCUGACGGCUGAGCUACAAGACACCAAGCUCCACUUAGAAGGGCACCAGGGACGCAAUCAUGAACUAGAGAAGAAGCAGCGAAGGUUUGACACUGAGCUGGCACAGGCACAAGAUGAGGCACAAAGGGAGAAGGUACUGAAAGAAAAGCUGAGCCGAGAAAAGGACAUUCUCACUUCUGAGGUGUUCAGCUUACGACAGCAGCUGGAGGAGAAAGACUCUGAGAUUUUAGUCCUCACACAUAAGGUUGAUCAGCUGGAGGUAGAACUUCAGGAUGUCUCCUCUCAGGAGUCCAAGGAUGAGGCUUCUCUUGCAAAAGUUAAGAAACAGCUCCGAGAUUUGGAAGCGAAAGUCAAAGACCAAGAAGAAGAACUUGAUGAGCAAGCAGGAAGCAUUCAGAUGCUGGAGCAGUCAAAAUUACGCUUGGAGAUGGAGAUGGAACGGCUCAGGCAGUCACACUCCAAGGAACUUGAGAACAAAGAUGAAGAAGUGGAGGAGAUUCGGCAGUCGUGUCAGAAAAAGCUGAAGCAGAUGGAAGUUCAAUUAGAAGAGGAAUAUGAGGACAAACAGAAGGUCCUGAGAGAGAAGAGAGACCUGGAAAGCAGAUUAAAUUCUGUUAGCGAACAGGUCAGUCACCGUGACUUUGAAACUGAGAAACGCCUGCGAAAGGACCUGAAGAGAACAAAAGCUCUGCUUGUCGAUGCUCAGAUCAUGCUGGACCACUUGAAGAACAAUGCUCCGAGCAAACGAGAGAUUGCGCAACUAAGGAGUCAGCUGGAAGAAUCUGAAUUUACUUGCGCAGCUGCAGUAAAGUCUCGAAAAUCUAUGGAGGUUGAAAUGGAGGAUCUCCAUCUUCAAAUCGAUGAUCUUUCCAAAGCGAAGACAGCGAUGGAGGAGCAAAUCAGCCGCGUGCAGAGGGAGAAGAAUGAUUUACAGAGCAGAAUGGAGGAGGACCAGGAGGAUAUGAACGAGCUGAUGAAGAAACAAAAGGCAGCUGUAGCUCAGUCCUCCCGAGACUUGGCUCAGAUCAAUGACCUGCAGACGCAACUUGAGGAAGCCAGCAAAGAGAAGCAAGAGAUGCAGGAGAAGUUACAAGGUUUGCAGAGUCAGCUGGAGUUCUUGGAGCAGUCCAUGGUGGAUAAAUCUGUGGUGAGCAGACAGGAGGCCAAAAUCCGGGAACUGGAAACCCGCCUGGAAUUUGAGAGGACACAAGUGAAACGCAUGGAGAGCCUGGUAACCCGACUGAAGGAGAACAUUGAGAAGCUGACUGAAGAGCGGGAUCAGCGAGCCGCAGCAGAGAACCGUGAAAAAGAGCAGAAUAAAAGAAUGCAGCGGCAGAUCAGAGACAUGAAGGAAGAGAUGAGUGAACUGGCCAAGAAAGAGACAGAAGCCAGCCGUAAAAAACAUGAAUUGGACAUGGAUCUAGAAAGUUUGGAAGCUGCAAAUCAGAGUUUGCAGUCAGACUUGAAAUUAGCCUUCAAACGUAUCGGGGAUCUUCAAGCUGCCAUUGAGGAUGAGAUGGAAAGCGAUGACAAUGAAGACCUCAUCAACAGUUUACAGGAUAUGGUGACCAAGUAUCAUAAGCGCAAGAAUAAAAACGAUGGAGACUCAGAUGCAGACUCUGAACUUGAUGAACGAGUGGAUGGAGUGAAGUCAUGGCUGUCCAAAAACAAAAAUUCUUCCAAAGCCUACUCAGAUGAUGGUAGUUUAAAGAGCUCUAGCCCUCCAACCUAUAGGAAACCUUUAAGCUAUGACAGAGGGGAUGAUGAGCAGGACAACUUUGAAAGCACAUACCGAUCGAAAUAUUCCUCACGGAGCUACCUGAGCGACAGCGACACAGAGACCAAAUCUUCCGAACCCUUGUCCUAAUCAUGACGAGGGUGAGAACAGUGCCACCUGUAGGAAUGGGAGAAUGUUGCCAUUUUCCACAGACUGAGAAAUGCGGUUUCGAUACAUGCCCCUGGAACUGUGUGUGUUGGCUUUCAGCCCAAGAAGAAUGACAUGUACCUCAAUACAUCUCAAGACACCCCCAUUCUUGUCUACCACCUGGCAACCUUAGUGCAUGGGCUAAUUUCUGCGUUUAAAGUUGCAGGGUGCUUUCAUUGGAUUGUCUUUUGCUUUACUUGUUGAUGGUUUGGUGGAAAUGGAGGAGAGAAUCAGAUAAAUUAUUAUUUUAAUGUACUGUUUUCUGCAUCUUUUUUCACCCCUUGGUGGAAGAGUGGAUUUUUCGAUGGCUGGACUUUCUCAUUGUCCAGUGGUCUCUGCUCUCCGUGUAUAUGUAACUCUUACGAGAGUAUGCAGUCCUGGAUGCUCAUAUGGGGGCUCCCAGCUGAAUGGUGCCUUUUUCUGUCCUCCUUUUAGUAUUGGAAAUCACAUUGCAAUGCUUCCCAAACCCCUCAGAGUGAUCACCCUGUAUCUUUAGACUUACAUAUGUUUAUUAUGUAUAUACAGUUGCUAUCCUGGUUGAAGAGAAAAUAGAGCAGGUAUAAUGUUAGUGAUCACUCGGGCUGGCUCUGCUGGGGGUAGUGGUCGAUGAGAAUUUGGACAAUGAACAGAGGCAUGCUGCAAUAUGUAGUUUUAUGUAGGUAUCUAACAUUGAUGGACAUCCUCUAAGCCAAGAUUAACAAGAUGUAAUACACGGUAUAUCUUAAGCUCUGUGCUUGCCAGGGGGCAGACACAAAGAAGUGAUUACUACCAUUUUAGCCAAAACGAAUUGUACAUUGAUGUAAAAUUCUCUAUUGCCAAUCUGCAAUCAAAAGAUGAAACCUGCAAGUCCUGCAGCAUGAACAGUUAUCAUUAGCUGAAUGUCGCUUAACAUUUGCUGCAAUGUAACAGUAUUCAGAAUAAAUUAAUCUCCUGCAUGUGCUGGAGCCUUAGGUUUAACUCCACCAAAAACCUGUCAAUGCAGGUGCAUUUAAGCGCAGUCUUCCACUACUCCAGGUAACUUGUAGUGUCAGGAGUCUAAGAGGCUAAGAUUAAGUGCUGUUUGCAGGACACUUGCAAUUUAAAGGGUUGUCCAAGUUGAAUAAAAAAUUAUGACCCAAAAAAAGUCAUGGUCCUUCUUUUCUCCACUGCUGCUUCCUGUACCAUGCUUCAGUCCUGCACACUGACGUCAUCUUCCUGGCUGCAGUUGUGCCACCCGUGUACACCAGGUCACAUGGGCGGACUUGGAACUUAAAGUGGCCCCAUGUUUUCCAAAUUGACAGAUGGUGGGCCAACACAAUUAAAAGGGACUGCAAAACUAUAGUGCAGCACAAAAUACUGCCUGGCAGAACCAAAUGGCAAAGUGCAGCGGAAAAUACUGCCAUCUUUACCACAUUAUUCAACUGUAUCAGCAUUCUGAGGACGGUGAUACAGUUGAGUUCAGGAAGAAACCUGCUGUCGUUGGCCAGGGGCAUAAGUACCCGAUGCUUCUAGGAGCAAUGGGGGCAUGCAGUUAUACCUAGAGGCUCUGCUCUCUCUGCAACUGUUGUGCCUUUCCCACUUUGACAGGGCAGGCUUGAUGACAUUUUCACUUUCUGGUAGAGGCAGUGGCAGUUGCAGAGAGAGCAGAGCCUCUAGGUGUAACGGCAAUGCCCACAUUGCUCCUGGAGUCUCAUUUGCCUAUAAUAAAACAUCAAUUUUCUCAGCACUGCGGGCACAUAUGGGACCAACACAGAUGCCUUCAUCUGCCAAGCGUACAUGUAACCGUUCAGCCAGUUUCAUAGAUACAAAUCUGCUGACAGAUGCCCUUUAAUAUAUUCUUCUGAGAUUUUAAAGGGAACCUGUAACCAUAAAAACACAAUGUAUGCUGCAGGCAGCACGUUAUAGAGCAGGAGGAGCUGAGCAGAUUGUAGGUAGAUUCAGUAUAAUUUGUUUUUCGUUCAUUUAAGAUCCCUGCUCUUUCUGGGCCUUGAAGUCCAGGAGGCGGUCCUAUCAGUGAUUGACAGCUAUCUCUGUAUACACAGUCAUAGAGGGAAGGCUGUCAAUCACUGAUAGGACCAACUCCUCAAAGCCUAGAAAGAGCAGGAAUUUAAAUGAAUGAAAUACAAGUACCAGCAUACUGCCUGCUUGUAUACACUGACAGUGGGGCAGAUUUACUAAUCCUGUUCUGACACUAUUGUUGACACCUCCUUUUGGUUGGCCUACCUUUGGUGCAUCAUAAGCUAUGUCCCAUUGCCAUUAAACCUGUCCCCUUUUCUUAUAAGUUCAAUGUGGACAUACCCUAAAAAUGCAGAUUCACACUAAAGCCAGGUAAAUUCCUUAGGCCUGCUUAUCCAGGACUAUAGUUUAGAAGGAAAGCAAAAAUUUGUUAUUAAAGUAAGGGCUAAUGCACAUGACGGUUGCCUGUUUUGUGGACCCGAAAAACACAGAUACCGGUCGUGUGCAUUCUGCAUUUUGCGGAACAGAACAUCCAGCCCCUAAUAGAACAGUGCUAUCCUUAUCCGUAUUGUGGACAAUAAUAGGACAUGUUCUAUAUUUUUGCGG
This is a messenger RNA of Bufo gargarizans (Asiatic toad), 9177 nucleotides long. Its product is annotated as unconventional myosin-XVIIIa-like. The coding region runs from base 220 to 6579 and encodes 2119 amino acids. Gene Ontology annotation, molecular function: cytoskeletal motor activity; protein binding; ATP binding. The transcript is spliced from 45 exons. NCBI's taxonomy places the organism in Eukaryota, Metazoa, Chordata, Amphibia, Anura, Bufonidae. The record is from RefSeq and is a predicted model, not a curated record. Gene Ontology annotation, cellular component: myosin complex.